AUGGCAGAGAAUAAACCCACGUUUCGAGUGCUCAUAGCCGGUGCUGGUAUAGCAGGCCUAGCAACUGCAAUAGCACUCAGUCGCAUUUCGGAGAUUCCGAAUCUCGACAUUCAGCUGUACGAGCAGGCUCCCGAAUUGACCGAGAUAGGAGCAAGCAUUGCGCUUAGUCCUAAUGGCAUGCGAACUCUGGAAAAGCUGGGGGUGCACAAUGCUCUCACGGAUGAGAAUGGGUAUCGAGGCCCAAGCGGAAUACCACAAAUAGUUCGCCACUGGAAAACGAAUCAGGUUGUUACUGUAGAUACGCACUUUAACGUACCCGAUCCUCGGCAUCAUACGACUCGUUUUCAUAGGGGACAUUUGCACAGUGCCUUGUUGCAGCAUGUUCCAAAAGACUCAAUUCAUCUCAACAAAAAAGUCGCUAGCGCAGCGGCUACUGAUGAUAAAGUAACACUCUAUUUCGAAGAUGGAUCCGAAGCUCAUGGCGAUCUUUUGAUUGGUGCUGAUGGGAUCAAAUCGUAUCAGCUCAAGUUUAGUGGCAAAGUUUUCGCCAGAUCAACCUUCGAUGCCUCAUUAGUGGAAGGAAAAAUCCCGGACUUGCCUAUUGACUCUGUUCACUGGUGGGGGCCAAAAGACAACUUCUUUGCGUCAAGGCUGGGCAAGGGGCAGUACACCACUGUCGGCGCAUAUGAUGACGGUCGCAGUGCCGAAGAGCUAGAAAAGGAAGUUUCUUGGGAUCAAGCAGGCAAUGUGGAGCAUCUACGAGAAAAGUACAAGGACUGGAACCCCAUCGUCAAAGCCUUGACGGAGUUGACUCCGUAUACCCGCCUGUAUCCCAACUUUGCUGGCGAGCCUCUUCCGACUUGGGUCCUUGCAGCUCGAGCGACUCUGGUCGGCGAUGCUGCUCAUACUCAUGGUGGUGCUUUUGCAGCUGGAGGCUCAUUAGCCCUUGAUGAUUCGUUCGCGCUAGCACUAGCGCUCAGACAUGCUUUCUCGUUGGCAGAACCAGGUGCUUUUAAUAACGGAUCAUCAUAUAUCAGAAAAGCACUAGAGCUGUACGACCAGACUCGGCGUCCUCAUACGGGCAGGCUUUUGGAGAUUGUCCACGGUCAGAUCAACAAGAAACCAGAAGCUUAUCAAUCCGCCGAGGAAGAGAAUCUAGCACUUAUCACGAAGAUGACUAAAAGGCCCGAUACAACGUGGUUGUCCGAGCAUGAUGUGGUAGAAGCCUUUCAGCAGGUGCUUAAACAUGAACAAGCCACCGGAUUCGAGCAAACAGGAGCGCAAAAAAGCAGAUUAUGA
Talaromyces amestolkiae is the source of this 1299-nucleotide messenger RNA. RefSeq lists its product as uncharacterized. NCBI's taxonomy places the organism in Eukaryota, Fungi, Ascomycota, Eurotiomycetes, Eurotiales, Trichocomaceae. The transcript has 6 exons. Gene Ontology annotation, molecular function: monooxygenase activity; FAD binding. The coding region runs from base 1 to 1299 and encodes 432 amino acids. The record is from RefSeq and is a predicted model, not a curated record.